Molecule: messenger RNA, 1288 nt
Organism: Ochlerotatus camptorhynchus
Lineage: Eukaryota; Metazoa; Arthropoda; Insecta; Diptera; Culicidae
Product: probable G-protein coupled receptor Mth-like 1
Exons: 3
Coding region: 353-1231 (292 amino acids)
Biological process (GO): cell surface receptor signaling pathway
Cellular component (GO): membrane
Molecular function (GO): transmembrane signaling receptor activity
Source: RefSeq, a predicted model, not a curated record
GGGUUUUAAUUUGGUCGUAAACAGUGCCGAUCAUCCAUCAGCGCCGUUCUCAACGAGAUUGAAUUCAUAAUAUUGGGCAAAUUGUGUUCGCACGUUAGGUAUGGGAAAACAAAAAGAAAAAUAAAUUCCGUCCUCUAUUUUUGGCCGGCGCAAAAAUAUAAUCAUUCCGUUACUAAAACAUCACCAAUCUGCGGCGCCGCGCACACAUACGGUCGUUUACAGUCACAGUAACUGGUCUCACGCAGUCCAAGUAGCUAGCUGAAUGCAUUCGCCACAAAGUCUAAGCGAUUCGAUUCGGGAAAAAUGAGAUUUGAAUUGUGAGUGAAGUUGACGGAUCUAUUAGACUGUAUUUAUGGCGCCCACGUCGAUAAUCGAAGAUGACUGGAAUUCUACCGUGUUUGAUCUUUGGGCGGAAGAUUCCAAGGAAGUUGGCAAUAGUUUGUGGUACAUUGUUGGUUGCCUCAUCUGCAUCACUCUGCUGUCGAUCGUGCUGAUCCUGUACAUGAUCAUCCCGAACCUUCGAUGCGUCCGGGGAUAUAAGACAUGUUUUUUCCUGCUCGGAUUGAUCACGGCUUACCUUGGUAUGCUGGCAAUGAAUUUGAGAACGAUGGUGAUUCCAUGUCAAGUUCAGGGAUACUUGUAUGCCUUCGGCAUCGUGAUCAGCGUGUUUUGGUUGAACGUGCUAUGCUACGAUUGCUAUGCACUGUUCCGUAGCAGUGGAGGAAAUAGUGCCGAGAAAAAUCGUUUCGCCUACAGUUGCUUGUACGGUUGGGGAGGUCCGCUGGCACUAUUGCUGUUUACUUUAUUCAUGGAACGUGCCAAAACGGUCCAGGAGACCCUGAGACCUAACUUCAGCACUUGGGCUUGUUAUUUUAUUCCCAACAAAACUGCCGAAUUCCUGUAUUUUUUUCUCCCAGUGCUACUGCUCAUGAUCAUUGGAAUAUUUUUCCUAUUAGUUGGAGCUUAUCAAGCGAGGAUACUACAUCGUGUUCCGAGGAAUGUUGUUCGAUUCGAUAGAAGUAGUGAUCACGAGAGAUUUUUAUUCACAUUACGAAUAUUCAUCGCUACAGCUCUGACAGUUACAUUGAAUUUAGCAUCGUGGGUAUUCGCUGAAGCACUCUGGUUACAGUGGACGUCCGGUAUUUGCGGUUACAUCAUGGGGGUGGCGAUAUUCUUGCUGUGUAUUUGCAAUCCCGAAGUGACACAAUGGUUAGCGAAACGGUGUUGUUAGUGGAAAAAGAUAGACUUUCGUCAAUUGUAAGCUUUCCAUAAUAUAAAUCAUCGCUAA